CUUCUUACUUCGAUGUAUAUACUGGCGACGGUAGCGCCUCGUUGUCGUUUAAUGCAACCAUGUCUGUCUCUGAUGAUUUUUUUCCUUCUUUGCUGCCUGAACCAAUUUUUUCCCCUGCAAAGUCCUUCCGCUUUGACCUCAGUCUCCACAAACUCCCCUCUGCCGCGAUCCCAACUCUACUGUACAUUUCUCCCCCUUCGGCUUCCUGAAGAGUCCUUUUUCGAGACACUGUCACCCGUUGAACAGGCCCUCGCUUGGCGAAGUUGUCUAUUGGUUUAUAUUGCUUCCCAUGGCACUAUUUUCCCGCGUGAUGAUCAAAUACGCGCUGCUCUGUGGUCUGCGCAAGGUCGGGAUAGUGUCGUAAUUGCACCUACUGGGUGGGGGAAGACGCUGUGUGUCUUGAUGCCGCUUCUGUUAUUUCCGACAACGACUUCAAUCACCGUGUCACCACUGAAACGCCUCCAAAUCAUGCAGGUAUGUCAUCUAUACUCUUUCUUUCAGUUUACUUAAUAGCAUGAAAGGCACGGUCCUUUGAACGUUUCCAUAUCCGAACUCUUUCAAUCAAUGAAGAUACCGAUCACUCUGACGAGCUCUGGAAGGUAUGUGUGGGGAUCUAGGGCGGAAAUUAGUAUUACUGGAGGCAGUAAGAUUUUCGAAGAAUGAAUUAUAGCUAGUUGGAAUAUUUAGGGACCUAUCCGAGGGAUUCAUGACAGUAAUACAGGAGGGAAACGUGUAAACGACGCUAUUUACGGUGGACGCGUCUCGGUCCGAAGCCCUCACGUGAGAUUCACAUGAUGCUGCCACAGCCACCCGCGCACCACUGGGAUUUCAAACUCAGAUUUACCAGUCUCUCUGAUCACACUUCCUUGCUUGCAACGUCAAGUGUCCAGAGAGACGGGUUACGAGUCUACGAGAUAUGAGG
Desarmillaria tabescens is the source of this 922-nucleotide messenger RNA. RefSeq lists its product as uncharacterized. The record is from RefSeq and is a predicted model, not a curated record. Lineage: Eukaryota; Fungi; Basidiomycota; Agaricomycetes; Agaricales; Physalacriaceae. Gene Ontology annotation, molecular function: ATP binding; nucleic acid binding. The transcript has 2 exons. The coding region runs from base 13 to 510 and encodes 165 amino acids.